UCACUGGACCGUCCCAACGUCAAUAUUGUAUUCUGGUCGUUGAUUGGUUCAGGGAGAACCUCCUCCGUUGGAGCUGAUUGAUACGGGAGAACCCACCCUCAGGAGGACAGCAGGGGGCGCUGGUGAAGCACUUUAAUCACAGCUUCAAUAAUGGAUAAAUAAUAAUAAUUAUAUUUAUUACACAGGUCUUUUCAACGUUCCGUUCACUUGCAUGGGCACUUCACAACUUCCGGCGGUCAAUUAUUUUUUGAUAAUUCAUUGGCAACGGAUGAAUAAUGACGCUGUCAAGGUAAACAAAAGGACUUUUUGCCUUUGGUAACACUCCGCACGUAGUCAGGUAACUUGUCAAUGUAAUAAGCGGGAUAUGUAUCACCCAAGCGCUGCCGGUUGCUAAGCGACGACGUCAACGUCUUGGGCGGACUAUUUCUCUGCUGAUCAACACUAUGAAUGCUGCUAACAAAUACAUUGUAAAUAAAUUGUUUCGUUUUGGCCGUGUAAUAAGCGGGAUAAUGUAUAGAACUUUGCCGGUCAUUAUCGUAAAAUAAGCCCCUUCAUGGCGAAGCAAGACACCUCCGCUGCGCGUCGGUGUCCUGUUCGCCCUGUCUGGGCUUAUUUUCUCGAUAAUGACCGGCGUUCUAUACAUUAUCCCUUACAUAAUGACUGCUACUAAUUAUCUCUGUGUGGUUAAUUAGCGAUUUUGUCAGCUUACUGUGACAUCCAACUGUAAUCAGACAACGCGGUUGUAUGCUAUAGACCAGGGGUGUCAAACUCAACUUACCUGGGGGCCGCUGGAGGUAGAGUCUGGGUCAGGCUGGGCCACAUUCCACAGAAAAAAGGAGCACAACUGACCCAAUCUAAGUUAAUGAUGGGGCUAUAAUUAGAUCACGUUGGCUAUGUAAUCGCUGACAACAGGGGACAUUUCAUAGUGGUUGGUGGUAACCGGGACAUUUCAGCGUCCUUUGGCUUUUGUCGGGAGUCAGGACACGCAACUUAAAUUUGGGACUGUCUGGUCACCCAGACAGUCCAAGUGAUAAAAAAGCCUGGCAACACAUAUAUAAAAUUAAAAAAAAAAGCGUGGCAAGCCACUCAGCUAAAAUGUGCGUUUGACAACAACGAGCGGGCCGCACUAACACUAAACUGAUGUCAAGUAGGGGGCCACAAAUGAUCAUCCGCGGGUCUCAAUUGGCCCCCGGGCCGCGAGUUUGAGACCCCUGCUAUCGACCCUAGAGUAUCGGUGGUAUAAAGGCUGGGACAAAUUUAGAAUUAUAAAUGUGUACACUUUAUUGUUUAAAGUAUAGACCGUCGCGAUACCCAUUGAAACGAAUGGCGCGUGAUUAUUCUUCAAAACGAGAGCUGGUCAAUUGUGAAAAAUGAAUUAAACUGUAAUCAGACAACGCGGUUAUAUGCUAUAGACUCCAGAGUAUCUGUGGUAUAAAGGCUAGGACGAAUUUCGAAUUAUAAAUAUGUACAAUCCACAACGUUAGCUCUCUGGCUCAUAGCGCAGCGGACUAGAAUACCUCUCUUUGGCAAGUGACCAUGGUAUAAGCGGGAUAAUGCCCUUCGAGGUGUCCAAAACGUGUUUGAUCUAUCGUAAUUAAAGGGGACUACUUUUUGAGGGAGAUGAACUCAAACAGAGUAUACAUUUAGUAAGCAUGCAAUACGAAUAAGAAAAAACACAAUUAUUUAAGUAUUUAAAUUGUUUUAUUAUGGUGGCAAGCAAGAAGUAGAAUAAAUGGGUUUGUGCAACCAACCGCACAACAAGACAUGAUUGCGGCUCUUUUCGGUCUCGUCUCUUUCUGCCAAUGACAUGCGCGUAGAGCGGGAAAUGACGUAGUAGAGUGACGUAGACUGAUAAUCCCUCUAUAGCACAGCAUGCUAUUAUACCACAACAUGCUAAUAUAACGCGACACUGUUAUAUACCACAACAUGCUAACAUACCACAACACGCUAAUAUACUGUACAGUGACACGGUUCUAUACCACAACAUGCUAAUAUAUCGCGACACUGUUCUAUAGCAUAACAUGCUAAUAUAGCAGAACAUGCUAAUAUACCGCAACACUGUGUAAACCAAAACAUGCUAAUAUAUCGCAUCACUGUAAUAUAGUACAACAUGCUAAUAUACCACAACAUGCUAAUAUACCGCAACACUGUUCUAUAGCACAACAUGCUAAUAUACCGCGACACUGUUCUAUAGCACAACAUGCUAAUAUACGCGACACUGUUCUAUAGCACAACAUGCUAAUAUACGCGACACAGUUCUAUGGCACAACAUGCUAAUAUACCGCAACACUGUUCUAUAGCACAACAUGCUAAUACACCGCGACACCUUAAUGAGCUGAGGGCUCCUAUCCUAGGGGACUCCCCAACACUCACUUUGAGUCGAGUGCAGGAAGCGUGUUAACAGACGGGGGGACACGCAGUGUUGACAUGUUGUCUGAUCGGCUAGGGCCCCGGGGACGGCGGGCCUGGCCUCAGGUCCAUUAGCCGGCUCAGUAUUGAUCCGAACCGGGGCACUUAUUCCCGGGCCCUGGGCGGGGCCCGGGAAUAAGGAGACUCCGAAGGAGCGUCUCCACACAGACUCACACAGCCGGGACUGACGCGGUGAGAGAAGCUUCCCUUGUUUCUGGACAGUCGGUGUGGACUUGAUUCCAGGAGAAUGCCGUCAGAUUUGAAAACCCUUGGGGCGGUGGAGAUGGUCCUGGGUCUGGUGGACCUCUCUCUGGGGGGCGGUCUCAUCAAGGUGCCCACCUUCUUCAAGAAGGAGCUGUUCGUGGUCUUCAUCGCCGGGGGUCUGACGCUGUUCACCGGCUUCACCCUGGUCUGGGGCGGGAGGAGACCGUCCUACUGCUGUGUGCGCUACAACGUGUCGACCAACCUGGCCACGGUGCUGAUCUGCGCCGUGGCGUUCGGCACGCUGGUCCGCCACGUCCCGUACCGGCAGCACAAGUACUGCAAGGACUACUACUGCGGCUCGCUGGACGGCCACAGCGUGGCGCUGAUCAACAGCCUGAUGGCCGUCCUGGUCGCCUGCUUCCUGAUGCAGACGCUGGUCAGCCUCGCCGUGGUUCUGAUUGGCCUGUACUUCAUGCUGGGGGACGGCCCACAGGACCUUGAGGCCCCUCCCUGUGGGACCAGCACCACCGCUGAGCCCCUCUUCCUCAUGGGGGACCCCAGCUACGCCGAGCCAAUCAGAGUCAGUGGCCCCUUCAGCGAGCCCUACCCAGAACCAAUCAGAAUCACAGGACCGUUCAACCAAGACUGCCCAGAGCCAAUCAGAUUCCCCGGCCCAGUCAACCAGAACUACCAGGAACCAUUCAGAAUGAGCGCACCGUGAAACCAGGAAGACCCAGAACUAAACAGAACUGUAACCCAGGACAGACAGACAGACAGACAGACAGACAGACAGACAGACAGACAGACAGACAGACAGACGGACAGACGGGCAGACACACAGGCAGACACACAGGCAGACAGACAGACAGACAGACAGACAGACAGACAGGCAGACAGACAGGCAGACAGACAGACAGACAGACACACAGACAGACAGACAGAAAGACAGAAAGACACACAGGCAGACAGAAAGACAGAAAGACAGACAGACAGGUAGACAGACAACCUAUUAGUCAUAAGGUGUGUGAUUGUUGAUUCUAAAUAAGAGAUCCUGUCCAGUUUUUACUUAUUUUUUGAGUUGUGGUUUAAAUCUGCUGUCUGAGACGAAGGUUUGUUCUGAGAUUUUUUUCUAUAACAUUGUCUCCGUAUCCGUCUCUGUCACGUUGCUUCACUUGCAGGUGAUGCGUCGCUACUCUUCCAAUGGUGUAUGUAUGACAUUUUUAGAGUUACAGUCACUCAAUUAAAAGAGUCACAACAACAUUUAAA
Gadus macrocephalus (Pacific cod) is the source of this 3879-nucleotide messenger RNA. RefSeq lists its product as uncharacterized. The record is from RefSeq and is a predicted model, not a curated record. The transcript has 8 exons. NCBI's taxonomy places the organism in Eukaryota, Metazoa, Chordata, Actinopteri, Gadiformes, Gadidae. Gene Ontology annotation, cellular component: membrane. Bases 2657 to 3334 code for a protein of 225 amino acids.